Molecule: messenger RNA, 1674 nt
Organism: Lemur catta (Ring-tailed lemur)
Lineage: Eukaryota; Metazoa; Chordata; Mammalia; Primates; Lemuridae
Gene: FDPS
Product: farnesyl diphosphate synthase
Exons: 10
Coding region: 358-1620 (420 amino acids)
Biological process (GO): trans, trans-farnesyl diphosphate biosynthetic process
Cellular component (GO): cytoplasm
Molecular function (GO): dimethylallyltranstransferase activity; (2E,6E)-farnesyl diphosphate synthase activity
Source: RefSeq, a predicted model, not a curated record
UCAGCUUGGCUUCUGUAAAAUAGGUUGAUUUAAGGAUCCUUUCAGCCCCUAUUCCUAGGGUACUUUACUGUGUACCGCCUCCUCCCCCGGCCUUAUACACGCGGCCUUGAAGACAUUCAGUUCUAGCCUUAUUUUAAGUGGGGAUAAGCCGGUCCCAGUCAUCCAGCUAUAGUUUUUAUUCCCUGCAUACCAUUCUGUAAUUGUCCCCAAGCUUAGUCCACAAGAGGGUGGGACAUUCUGGGUCAAGAAAUAAAAAGUUGGGGUGGGAGUGAUCUGGGGAGCUGCCACUAUGCAUCUGCCUAUGGUGCUUGCCCCCACAGGGAGUGCUUGGUUCCCCCUCCCUAUGCCACCCCCAGGAUGCCUCUGUCCCGCUGGUUGAGAUCUGUGGGGGUCUUCCUGCUGCCAGUCCCCUGCUGGGCGCCCCGGGAGAGGUGGCUGGGUUCCUUACGGCGGCCCUCCCUGGUGCACGGGUGCCCAGUCCUGGGGGCCUGGCACGGUGCCCGCUGCUGGUGCCAAGCGUGGACAGAGGAGCCUCGAGCACUUCGCUCCUCCCUCAGAAUGAAUGGAGAUCAGAAAUUGGACGUUUAUGCCCGAGAAAAGCAGGAUUUCAUCCAGCACUUCUCCGAGAUUGUCAGGGUGCUGACUGAGGAUGAGAUGGGGCACCCAGAGACAGGAGAUGCUAUUGCCCGGCUUAAGGAGGUCUUGGAGUACAAUGCCAUUGGAGGCAAGUACAACCGGGGUAUGACAGUGCUGGUAGCAUUCCGGGAGCUGGUGGAGCCAAGGAAACAGGAUGCUGAUAGUCUCCAGCGGGCCCUGACCGUGGGCUGGUGUGUGGAAUUGCUGCAAGCGUUCUUCCUGGUAUCAGAUGACAUCAUGGAUUCAUCCCUAACCCGCCGGGGCCAGAUCUGCUGGUAUCAGAAGCCAGGCAUAGGUUUGGAUGCCAUCAAUGAUGCUCUGCUUCUGGAAGCAUGUAUCUACCGCCUGCUGAAGCACUAUUGCAGGGAGCAGCCCUAUUACCUGAACCUGAUCGAGCUCUUCCUGCAGAGUUCAUAUCAGACUGAGAUCGGGCAGACCCUGGACCUUAUCACAGCCCCCCAGGGCAAUGUGGAACUUGACAGAUUUACGGAAAAGAGGUACAAAUCUAUUGUCAAGUACAAGACAGCUUUCUACUCUUUCUACCUUCCUGUAGCUGCGGCCAUGUACAUGGCAGGCAUUGGCGGGGAGAAGGAGCAUGCCAACGCUAAGAAGAUCCUGCUGGAGAUGGGAGAGUUCUUUCAGAUUCAGGAUGAUUACCUUGACCUCUUUGGGGACCCGAGUGUGACAGGCAAGGUUGGCACUGACAUCCAGGACAACAAAUGCAGCUGGCUGGUGGUUCAGUGUCUACAACGGGCCACUCCGGAACAGCGUCAGAUCUUGCAGGAGAAUUACGGGCAGAAGGAGGCGGAGAAGGUAGCCCGGGUGAAGGCACUAUACGAGGAGCUGGAUCUGCAGGCUGUGUUCCUGCAGUAUGAGGAAGACAGUUACAGCCACCUUAUGAGUCUCAUCGAGCAGUACGCUGCGCCCCUUCCCCGGGCCAUCUUCUUGGAGCUAGCAUGCAAAAUCUACAAGCGGAAGAAGUGACCUAGACUGCCAGGAUGGGGAGAGGAGGCUGUCAAUAAAUUAUUGUGUAACCUU